This is a messenger RNA of Enhydra lutris kenyoni (northern sea otter), 2580 nucleotides long. RefSeq names its product inositol-pentakisphosphate 2-kinase. The record is from RefSeq and is a predicted model, not a curated record. Gene Ontology annotation, molecular function: ATP binding; inositol-1,3,4,5,6-pentakisphosphate 2-kinase activity. The coding region runs from base 102 to 1577 and encodes 491 amino acids. Gene Ontology annotation, cellular component: nucleus. Lineage: Eukaryota; Metazoa; Chordata; Mammalia; Carnivora; Mustelidae. Gene Ontology annotation, biological process: inositol phosphate biosynthetic process. The transcript has 13 exons.
UGGCUGACAGGCGCUCCUCCCCCGACGGCGGUGGCUGGUGCCCAGGCGGACGGGCGGCCCUCACCUCGCGGCCGCGAGAGGCGCCAGGGCCGUACCGGGGGAUGGACGAAGGAAAGAUGGACGAGAAUGAAUGGCGGUACCACGGUGAGGGCAACAAGAGCCUGGUGGUGGCCCACGCGCAGCGUUGUGUCGUGUUGCGUUUCCUGAAGUUCCCUCCAAGCAGGAAGAAGACCUCAGAAGAAAUAUUUCAGCACCUACAGAACAUAGUGGACUUCAGCAAAAAUGUCAUGAAAGAGUUUUUGGGGGAGAACUAUGUCCACUGUGGGGAAGUGGUUCAGCUGCCUUUAGAUUUCGUGAAACGGCUUUGUCUAAAGAUACAGUCUGAGAGACCAGAAUCUCGCUGUGACAAGGACCUAGACACUCUCAGUGGCUAUGCCCUGUGCCUUCCAAACUUAGCCAGACUUCAGACCUACCGUUUUGCAGAGCACCGGCCAAUUCUGUGUGUGGAGAUCAAGCCCAAAUGUGGGUUUAUUCCUCUCUGCGGCGCCGUGACACAUGAGCUGAAGCACCGCAUAUGCCGCUACUGUAUGCACCAGCACCUCAAGGUGGCAACCGGGAAGUGGAAGCAGAUAAGCAAAUACUGUCCCCUCGACCUCUACUCAGGAAAUAAGCAGAGAAUGCACUUUGCCUUGAAGAGCCUGUUACGGGAAGCUCAGAACAACUUAAAGAUAUUUAAGAACGGGGAGCUGAUCUACGGCUGCGCGGACGCCCGCAGCCCCGUGGCGGACUGGAACGAGCUCGCGCACCACCUGAAGCCCUUCUUCUUCCCUUCCAACGGCCUGGCCGGCGGGCCCCACUGCACCAGGGCUGUGAUCCGGGAGCUGGUGCGGGUCAUCACGCGGGUGCUGCUGAGCGGCUCGGACAAGGGCCGGGCGGGUGCCCUGAGGCGGGGGCCUGCGCCAUGGGGACCUCGUGUCUGUGAAGCCAGCCCCUUUGGCAGGAGCCUGCACCGCCAAGGAAAAAACAGCCCGGAGUGCUCGGGGUUACCGAAGGGCUGUCUUCUGUACAAAACCCUCCAGGUGCAGAUGUUGGACCUGUUGGACAUCGAAGGCCUCUACCCUUUGUACCGGCGGGUCGAACGGUACCUGGAGGAGUUUCCUGAGGAGAGAAAAACGUUGCAAAUAGAUGGGCCUUAUGAUGAAGCGUUUUAUCAGAAGCUGCUUGAUCUUUCCACUGAGGACGAUGGGACAGUGGCCUUUGCUCUGACGAAGGUUCAGCAGUACCGGGUGGCCAUGACUGCGAAGGACUGCUCCAUCAUGAUCGCGCUCUCCCCCUGCCUGCAGGACACAAGCUCCGAGCAGAGGCCCGUUGUCCCUUCGUCGAGAUCCAGGUUUGCUUUCUCAGUGUCCGUGCUGGACCUCGACCUCAAGCCCUACGAGAGCAUUCCUCACCAGUACAAACUGGACGGCAAGAUAGUCAACUUCUACUCAAAGACUGUACACGCCAAAGACGCAGCCGUGAUGCCGACCAGGUACAAGGAGAGUGAGGACUGCACGUUAGUUCUCCAUAAGGUCUAGGCGCUUCCUGCGGGGUCUUCGAAACUUGAACACAGAAUGUGCAGGCUGAAUGAGAGAGCUGUUUUCUGUUGUGUUGGGUGACCAUUGGCUGUGAAUGUUUUUGCUUUUUAACCACCUGGCCAGGUGGGGCUGUGUCUGGGUGACCCCGCAUGGAAGGGCCGCAGAAACACCUUCAAGGACGAGGAGUGUCCGACCUGAGCGCUGCUGCGUGUGGUGUCCCCACACCUUCUGCUCUGGGCUGCUCCUCCUCCCCACCCAGGGCUGAUGUCUAAUCUCUGAUGUAAAAGCCUUAAGACCCAAGGUUUGGAUCUCCUGCUACCAGACGCUAACAUAGAAAACUUGAAUUGUCGCGUACAUCUUACAGUUUGGUCUUGAAAGGAAACAUGGAUACUACUGGAACUUUCCCAGCUGAGUUACGUGGUCGCUUUGUCCGUGCGAGCCCCCGGUCAGCACAGGCCUCGUGGGCUCUGCCGCACAGAGGGAUGGGGGGCUGGUGCGGAUGAGGGUCCUGAGCUGCGUGGACUUGAGGUCUCUGUGGAGGUGCCACGGCCACUGCUCUGCACAGGGUCUUCAGGGAGCAUGGGACUCAGGUCAGGGGUGGACACCACUCACGAGCGCUUUCUCUGACGUGAGGGGAGCCGAGGCGUUCCGUGCCGUGUGGCUGCCGCUGCGGCGCGGGAGCUGGGGCGGCUGCGCACCUCGCAUCCGGUGCUUCGGGGGAGCCGCCAGCUCUGCUCCUGCAGAGAUGAGCGACUCCUGGCUGGCACCGAGAGGGUUCUUGUUGGGGUCACCGUAGUGUGCCCGGCUGCUAAGAAGACUGUGGGGAAUCUUGGCUUUGGUUUUUUACUCUAUGGUGGGUUGUACAGAUUAUUUAUAUCAUCGUUUUGAGGGACUAAUGAAGGUUUAUUGUAACAUAAGAUUAUAAUAGCAAAACCACGGUAUUGUAUGAAAAUGCUAUGUGAAAAAUAAGAAUAUUUUGCUGAUUGUAAAUUUUUGUGGGGAA